Saccostrea echinata is the source of this 745-nucleotide messenger RNA. RefSeq lists its product as uncharacterized. Bases 124 to 708 code for a protein of 194 amino acids. NCBI's taxonomy places the organism in Eukaryota, Metazoa, Mollusca, Bivalvia, Ostreida, Ostreidae. The record is from RefSeq and is a predicted model, not a curated record. The transcript is spliced from 3 exons.
GGGUAUGUUGGCUAUAACUGUACAAAACCAUGUCCUCCUGAAUGGUUUGGACCUAGAUGUACAAAGCCAUGUCCCUGUUCCGAUAGUGAAUGUGAUAACGUUCUUGGUUGUGUCCAAGAGAGUAUGUCAACAGAUUCAAAACCUGAUAGUACCAUAUCGGACUACGUGUAUGCAUCCACUUCCAUAGAACAUACUUCGAUAUCCACUUCCAAAGAAUUUACUUCCAAAGAAGUUCUUUUAGAAGAUUUAAGCAAAAGCGGAGGACCUUGGGAAAGACUUGUACAUUUUAUUAGGACAGUAAACACAGAAUACUGGGCUAUCAUCUCCAGUAUUUUGUGUAUCCUCGUGUUUGCUGCAUUGUGUGUUAUAAUUGUAUUGUGCAGGAAGAAAGGGAGAGGAAAGCAAACAAAUACGGAUCAUCGUUUAUACACGAGCAACCGGUAUAUAGAACAGACGGACGGCGAGAGGUACUGUGACCUGAACACAUAUACAGAUCCUUUGGAAGUUAAAAUGAAUGUUUGCUUUGGUGGACAUCAAGUUGCACAGGGCACAACAGAGUACAUGCACUCAGACAGUAUGUUUGAAGAACGAACUGAUAGUCAUGAGUACGUUAGUAUGAAUACCCAUUGUUAUACAGAGUUGUCAAAUGUGAAUGACUCAAAGCCAAAAGAUUAUGGGUCAUCAGAGCAUGUGUAUAUGCGUAUUUAAAAGCAAAGUUUUCCUUUAAAAAAUUGUCCGCUUCUAU